This is a messenger RNA of Helianthus annuus (common sunflower), 2824 nucleotides long. RefSeq lists its product as uncharacterized. The transcript has 3 exons. The record is from RefSeq and is a predicted model, not a curated record. Bases 1627 to 2142 code for a protein of 171 amino acids. NCBI's taxonomy places the organism in Eukaryota, Viridiplantae, Streptophyta, Magnoliopsida, Asterales, Asteraceae.
ACAUGUGAAACCUGCUGAUCUCCGGCCAGUGCUCCACCACCUAAAAAUCACCAAUGUCGGUGCUAUAGUGCAAUGACGCAAAUGACCGUAUUGCCCUUCAUCUAAAAAGAAAAGUAUAAUAUUGCCCUUCCUUAGGAUCCAAGUGGCAGCCAUGAACCAAAAACGAUAGGAGUGCACAACCGACGAGGUGUUUUCGGGUGAUAAGUUUGGUGACGACGGGAGAGAGAUCAAGCGACAGAAGACGGUGGUUGCUAUAUUCUCCACUAUCUAUAACUACAUGACAGAUCAGGGUUUGAAAAUAUUUUGACAUCGGCACAUCGCGUCAUCGUUUAAUUGCCGUCAAAAUCCCAAGAUCCAACAAAAUAGGUGACAUGCAGUUAACGGAAACACUACCCGUCAUCGUCCAACUUAUCGUCAUCGUCCUAGGUUGUCGGAGACCAUGGUGAUACCUUUUCCGCCUCCCGAUCUGUUCACCACCUUUAGAAAUGGGGAGUCAACCGUAACUUACCACUCCAGCCUGAGAGACAUGGCGGUUGGAAAUACAUGAAACCCUAAUGUACGUAUGAGUGAAAUUGUGAUAAGGAGAAGUGGAGAAAGUGUUUUUAGGUUUGUACGCUUGGAUAUAUGCGUUGUAUUCACUUUAGUGUUAUACAUUUUGAUUAUUUUUAGUAAACCUCAAUUUACAACCUUGUGGUUCAGGGGAAAAUCAAUUCAGGUCACCUUAAGAAACUUCUUGCUGUCUAUAACCUCCACAUUUGAAAAGCAUUACAUAAUACAACCUUUUGUGAGUUGACUGUUACCAUGAAGGGUAUUUUUGUAAUCUUGGCACAAAGCCGUAUUCUAAUUGUAUACAACCCCUAACCCCCCAAUCUUUUAUCGACCUUGUGGUUGACCAAAAUUCGCUCCAAGUAAAGUUGUUACGGAUUGAACACUGAAUUGAAGUUGUUAAUGUUGAUCGAUGCCUGGUGGGAUGGUGGGGGGUUAGUGAUGAUGCAAAAUACUUUGACCCAUAUUCCAUUUACCUUGAUGAGCCCACGUUUUUCUCUAUGAAAAUCUUCCAUGGAGGUGAGUUCUCUACAUAUCCAGAUAGGUCAUACAUAGGUGGUAGAACACACUUCUUUGACAGUAUUGACAGGGGCGGACCCAUGUUGAUGGUAAGAUGGGUGGGCACACCCCUUGAAAAAAAUAAUAAUGUCUUUUUAGGCAAAAAUCCCUAUCACAACCCUUGAAAAUAUGGUCGAACCCCUCGUUCACACCCCUAGAAAGUAAUUUCGAGGUCCGCUACUAAGUGUUGAUGUGGAAUAUUUUGGUAUUGGUGUGUUGAAGGAAAUAGUAAAGCAACUGGGAUAUCCUUGUGAUAUAGUAUUUUAUUGUCAUUAGACUAUGGGGUAUGGGGCUUGGGUUGGGGCGUGGCCCUUGGGGCUUGGGUUUCAAGCCGGGCGUGGGGCGGUCUGGCCAAGCUGACAUGGCGGGCUCUCACUGGACAAACCAAACUAGCCGUUGGCCAACAGCUAUCUUAAAAAAAAUUAUUUUUUUACUAUAAAACUCACAUUUUUCUUCCAUUUUUACCACAUUCAACCACAUCUUCUCUAAUCAUCUUCAAUUCUCCUUCUAUAAAACGAAAAAAUGCAUCCUCAUAACCGUGCUUAUGACCCGAGCAACCCGUUUGCAUUCCAAGAAAAUAAUCCUAGCCCACCACCCAAUCGUCCAAUGCCUUGUCCAUUUUUCAUACACUCUUCUAUGCCCGUUGAAGCGAGUUAUGCAUCGUAUAUCGGGAAUCGUGUGUUUACUAACUUCCCACACACCGACGAUUCGAUACCUACCCCAUUUACACAAUCGCCCAUCAACCUUUCACCAACCUCCAUCGACCUCUUACAAAACGAAACCGUCCCCGAAACUCAACCACCCAACGAUGGUCCUUCCGCAUCGAAACCCAUCAAAAAGAGAAGCUAUAAGAAAAAAACCGAGGCGGAUAAAGCACUCGAAACCGUCAAACGAAAACAACUAAAAUGGACCGUUCCUGAAGAACUUGCAUUAGCGAGGGGUUGGUUUCAACAAUCUCAACAUGCAACUUUAGGAAAUUCUCAACAUCGAACCCAUUUGUGGGAAGCGGUUAGUAGAGUAUUCCAUCAAGAAUUGUGAAGGGAGACUUAUCGUGAAACCGAUAGCUUAUCCUCGAAGUGAAGCGAGAUUAGCGAGGAACUUACAAAAUAUAGUGGGUUUUUAAAUAAAGCAAAGCAAAACCCAAAAAGUGGUGAAAACGAAGCCGACAUUGUGACGAAUGCAUUGGUUCAAUUCAAAUCAAAUGUGGGACCGACUUCCGUUUCAUGCAUUGUUGGGAGAUUUGUAAGUUCCAUCCAAAGUGGGCGAAUAUCCAAAGUGGUAGCGAAAGUAACACAUCUUCCAAAAGGUCAAGGGCCUCAUCCCAAGCCCAAUCUGAUGCACGGGAUCAAGAGUUUGAGGACCUUUUGGAUGAUUCGCCAAGCCCAAACCGGCCUGAGUAUGGAAGAGAUGCCGCAAAAAGGCGUGUUCAAAAAUCAAGAUCCGGUACGGCAUCGCCUUCAGCUGGGAGUUCGGGCUCGCGUAGGGGAAUAUACAGCGAUCAGUUGGAUGACAUUGCAUGCAAGUUAGAUACAUUCAACGUCUUCCAACAACAAAGAGCAGAACAACGAAAGAGCAAAGAAGCUAGAGAUGCCGCUAGAGAUGCCCUGAAACAAAGACGGGAUGAUUUGAAAAUUCUAUCCCAGCCGAUUGAUCACUUACAGGGUGACAAGUUGCAACUAGUCUUGGAGAUGAGAGAAGAGAUAAAAAACAAAUAUAAACG